Maniola jurtina (meadow brown) is the source of this 2326-nucleotide messenger RNA. Its product is annotated as centromere protein I-like. Lineage: Eukaryota; Metazoa; Arthropoda; Insecta; Lepidoptera; Nymphalidae. Gene Ontology annotation, cellular component: kinetochore; nuclear body; cytosol. The record is from RefSeq and is a predicted model, not a curated record. Bases 164 to 2155 code for a protein of 663 amino acids. The transcript has 13 exons.
AUUUUGAAUUUAGAUUUUAGAUGCAAGCAAAAUGAUAAAUGUUUAUAUUUUGUGACUAGUUUAUAGUGAUCUGUGAUUUUUUAACAAAGAUGCGGGAAACAUAAUUUUAUCAUUUUCUUAAAUUUCUUGAACCGUUUCAAUACAUAAAACUGAAUUUGAAAAGAUGGCAGAUGUAGACGAAAUAAUAGACUAUAUUAAAUCACUGAAGAAAGGUUUCGAUAAAGAAUUAUUUCAAAGCAAGGUAGACGAAUUGGGCUAUCUCGUUAGUACCAUAGGCUUAGACUACACGGACUUUCAUACUUUAUUUAAAGUAUGGCUAAACUUGAGUAUACCUAUACCAAAAUGGGUAGACCUUGGUGCUUGCAUAGUGCCACAAGAAAAAGUCAAACAAAAAACAGUGGAAUACUCUUUACAAUGGAUCCUUGCAAAUUUUGACACUACAAAUAACACAACAAAAACUGGGUUUUUGCUUGAUUGGCUUACAGCUGCUAUGGACACUGAUUCUAUUGACAUGACUGCUUUGGACAUAGGAUAUGAAGUGUUUUACACAUUGCUGACAUACGAAGCACUGACACCUUAUGUUAUGAAGCUUUUAUACACCUUGACAAAACCAGCUGAUGUUACUAGGAAAAGAGUUCUGGAAUUAAUAGAUUUAGCCAAAAAAAGGGAGGGUAAAAAGAAUAUGUUUAGGCAGAUCCAAGUCCUCCUUGGUCUGUUCAAAUCGUACAAACCGCAGUGUGUGCCUGAGGCGGUGCCCUCAAUAUCUAUACACACAGCGUUUAGAAACAUUAAUGUUCAAUUACUUACACAGUUCAAAAAUAGUCAGAGCAAAAGAAACAGUAUAAGCAAAGAGACAGCACAUCUUUUUUGGAGUAAUCCCUUUAAUUCGAUAUCUCAAAAGAAGAAGGCUGACCCACUGAUACCCAGUAUGGAAUUUGUAAAUAUUGGGUCGCAACAAUAUGAAGAUUCCUUAAAGAAGAAUUAUUUAGAUUUCUCUGAUCCGGUAUCGCUGCUGCAGUACAGCAGCCGCCACGACACGCGGCGGCCGGCGCGCCUGCGUGCACUGCUGUGCAACCCCACCGGCCUGGCGCUGCUGGUCGCCGCCUCCGACUCCGAGCACGCCUUCCUCUCCUACGACCUGCAUCGCGUUCUCAAUCAUUGUUUUCUAGAACAUUCGCCGUAUAGCUACGCGGAGAAGCAACACUUCUUGCACCGCCUCGCGACCUGCCAAGCCACCCUGUUGCAAGGGCUGCCCGUGGUCACCCUGUUCUUGGCACGUUAUCUACCGUUUUGGAAUGAGAAGGACUUCUUUGCUGAGAUUCUUCAGCUCAUGGAAUGGGUGAACGCGGAAGGCGCAGAGCACGUGAAGGCGAUAGUGAGCGCCGCGGCGCGCGCCUACCACCGCGCGGCGCCGCUGCCGCAGCGCGCGCUGUUGGCCAGCCUCACCCGCAUGUACACCAACCUUGUAUACGCAAGUACGCGGGAACGGCAUUAUUUCCUUAGCAUGCGUCCCUCAGAGGCCGCCUUCGCGAAUACAUUGGCAUUGGUCGCGUCUCGUAUAAGCGAUAUGUGUAACAAAGGACUGCAAGCUUCUCCUGAGAGCAUGUGCGUGAUGUACAGCGUGGUGCGCGCGAGCGUGGCAAUGGCGUGCGUGGAGGCGCGCUGCGGGCGCGCGGUGGGUGCCGUGCCGCGCGCGCUGACGCUCGCGCUGCCGCUGCUGGCGCCGUCGGCAGCCGCGCUCGACAGCCUCGCUGCACUCUUGCUGCUGUACAAGAAAAUAUUCUCUGGUGCAAAAAUGAGGGCUGAUCGUAAAGAUGUGCAGUGCCUUCAGCAGAAGCAGAUUUUACAACGAUUCUCGAUAGAUUUCAUCAGCUGUUUCUACGAGCAGAUCCUCAGCGAGCGCAAGAGGGGCUAUAUCUUCAGCAAACUGCACCCGCAGAUCCUCGGCAAACUCACAGAUUUAAUACCCGAUGCGGAUUCCAAGUUCAGUAUACGGAACCAUUUGGCAUUCGCGCCUUACACUUAUGUAAAAGUACUAGGACUAGAUUCUAGAGAAGCGGAGAAUAAGAUGUGGUUCAACACGGUUAUACAGGAGGAGUUCGACAGUUUGAGCCAGUUCGUGACGCGAGCGAUGCCAGAGUUUCAAGCAACGUAAUGUAAUAACUAUGUAGUCUAGUUUGAGUCUCGCGAUAUAAACUCCCGCUUUAUGUGGAUUAGGCCAGGAUUUUAUAUUUUUGUACCUAUAAAUUAAGUAAUAAUCUCUAAUGUUAUAUACUAGUUAUGCCUAUCUUAAUGAAUGGCAUUUGAAUUAAAAUAUUUUUUUAUA